CGUAAUUUUCGCAUCUUCGGUUGGCCAAAUUGAUCGGGAAAUUGUGCCCACGGUUGCGAGAUGUGACAAAGUGUAGUGUGAAUGCCUUUUCCUGUUGGAAUUGGGUCGGAAAAGCAUCGAAUGAUAAAUUUUCCUAAGCUGGCUGGCUGUUAGGUGAAAAGAAAAAGAAACUUGCGCACCGUCAUUAGUGAGUUUGACAGCAGCGCAGCUGUGCAGUGCCGUCUCGUCGCUUGUGAAUAAAGAAGAAGGAAAGAAAAGUGCUGUGUGUGUUUGGGAAACGGGAUGAGAUGAGAGAGUGGGUGGCUUUGCGUUGCGCGAUCUGCAGCGCCAGCCUGCUGUGUUUGUGUCUGGAAAUUGAUUACGAUCGAAUUUGUAAUUGAUUGUAUGCACACUGCACAGUAGGUAGAAGGUCUAGCUGCACAGAACGGAACAAUGAUUAUUAUUAAUUCCACUGGACGAGGUCAACGUCAGCCAAGACGAUAGGUGCCUUCGCGAAAAGAAUGUGAAUGUUGCAUGGUUAUACACAGAGAGGAACUCUAUAUUGAAGUGUACCCGUGCACCUCAGCGUGUCUGAUAGUGGCGAUUGUCUGCUGCACACAGACCGUGUCUCGGUCUGUCCGUGGAGAUCCGAUAAUUUUUUUUCUUGCACCCUUGCAGAUAUAGCAAUCAUCUUUUCCUUUCCAUUUAUCGCGGUGGCAGCUAAUAUUUAUGUACAGUGGCUUUUUGCUCAGUAAAUAGCCAAAGUUUUUUCUUCUCCGUUUUUCGUUGAUAGAAAAUGGGAGGUGCACAAACAUCGACAAAAUCCGUUUAUUUUUCUUCCGUUUUGUUCUUGUGCCAUUUCUCGGCUCGCCUUCACGUGACAAGGUGCGUGUGUUUUGCCAGGCGAGCUCAACAUAAGAAAGUUGCUCGAAGAAGGCACCGGGUACUGGAAACGAAACGGGUGCAUCACAUUGACGAGUGCCGCCAAGCCAACCCGCCAACUACCUACUGCCGUAUUUCGAAACUACCGUCUUUGUUUCGGUAAUUGCGUGUGAACAAAAAUCAAUACCACCCGCAGGACCGGCAUUAGUCAGAAAGCAGAAGCUGGUUGGGACAGCAGGCGGCUAGAGAAGCCCACCCACGGGUCACCAACCGUGCCAGUGAAACUCCUUGCUAAGCCGAUCCAAUCGCAUCUCAACCGGCCGGGAUGGCACAGCUGGGACGGGCCGUAAAGAAUUUGGAACCGCCGCGUCCACUGAAGUCUACCAUGAAGCAGUCGCAGCACGGCCACGUGCCAGUUUACGAGGUUCAAUCAAUCGAAGAACUGAUUACACUGACCGAGAACGUGGCAGCCAGUUUGAACAACGGCUGCAACAAUGCGGACGGCAUGAAUGCCCUGCUGGCUAACCUGCGCCUCUAUGGGCCCCAGCUGGAGAACGUAUCGAAGGAUACGCUGGACCGGGCGUUCGUCAUCUUCCGCAAUGCGUCCCAGGACGAGCGGCUUAACAUUAUGACCCGACUGAAUCUGCUGGAGCUAAUCGAACUGCGGGCCAAGUCGUGGCAAGUGUCGGACGGUAUCAACACCUACUACAAGCACAAGGCAACUAAUGUUGAGCCCGAUGUCAUUGGUGAUUCAUCGUUGUUGAGCACCUCCCCUCCUGGAUUGUCUCUCGGGCAGCAGAUGAUUCCAUCGCUGUCUCCCGGCGAGCUGAUUCGUGCCUCGGGCAAGUUCUCGAAACCGACCAAAAUACCGGGCAAGACGUACUGUAAGGACGAAAUCGUCAUCCGCAAUGCCGAUUCUGGAAAAGUUAUGGGAAUCAAGGGACGUAGAGUUCACAUGAUUGAGGAAUUGAGCGAAACUGUUAUAUCGUUCCAAAGAGUUAACCCAGGUGCUAAGGAACGUCUUGUCCAGAUCACGGGCCCCAACGAAGAAAAAAUCAACUACGCGAAGCAAUUAAUCGAAGAUACAAUCCGUCGCAAUGCAUCGCCGGUGCGUCUGGAAACAUCCCAGGAUGGAUCGUGCAGCUCGCUGGCAUCGUCCGCUUCGGACGAGAUGCUCCCCAGACGACCGCUGUCCGACGGUCCCGGUUCAAUGUCCAGCAAUCCGUCCUCCCAUCGGGGUGGUGCUGUGAUGCUGGGUGGUAACCCUAAUGGCACAUUCGCCACCGGUCAGCAGCAGCAGCAACAGGCCGGACCGCAGUCCGGUAUUGGAUUGAAUCUAAAUCUGACCGGCAGCAACAAUGGCAACCUUUAUCAAACACAGCAGCACCAGCAGGGGUCCCAGUAUACUCACGCAAAACUGACUCGAAAUGGAUCACAGAACAAUGGACAACAGCAGACCGCAAUCCUGCUGCAUAGUUUAUCCACUAACGAUGCCUCGCUGGGCGAGUACAAGUACACGGUUAACGUUGGCAGGCAUAAUGUCAAAAUUACCGGAGAUUGUUUCGAUUUAGUGAGGGUUGCCAAACUGGUACUGGAUGACUACUUCAGUAGUAAUGAAUUUUUGGCUGCCGUGGAAAUGGGAUCCAGCUUCGAUAUGCCGGGUUCGUUAUCUUCCCCGGGGACACCGAUGGCGGGUCAACAUCAACUGAUAACUGGUUCACCGUUUGUAGAUAGCGGUGUCGGUCUGGACGCUAUGGCCAUGGGGGGCAACUGCAUAGAAGUGGACGACGACGUGUUUAUCGUGGACCCACCGACCCUAACCGGUGGCAGCGGGCUCAAAUCGGGCGACAGCUCCAGUUCGUCUAACUCAACGCUGGUUAGUGCAUCGGUGCCGGUAAACAAUGGGCUCAGCCGAUCGCGAAGAAGUCAUUUCUCGCGUAAAGACAGCGCACCUGAGGGCAUUAAGGAUGGUGCUGGCGGCGCGGGUGCGCCAGCUACAACGAACGACGAUUCUAGUCCAGUGAGAAUUGUCCAUGAAUACGAACGUUUGAUCUACUAUUCCAAAUCUCCCCAUUCAUGGGCUCUGCCACGUGAUUGGCUGAAGAUCUGCGAUAAAUUACCGUAUCUGGUGCGAAAUAAGGACCUCGACGACGAUAAGAACCGCUUCAAUGGUGACGCAUUCUUGGUACAGAGAAAGCAACCCACUACGGAGAGUGGUUUGGAACAGACCGCCAGCAGCGGCUUGGCGGAAACGGAUCGAAACGCUGGCGAAGGCGACGUGGCGUCCGCAGCGACGGCAACGACGACGACUACGACGGCGAUUCCGGCGGCAGGUGAGGCUGAGAAGAAUAAUAAUACAACCACAAGCGGAGCAGCCGAAUCGUCGAAGCAGUGAGAAAAAUGCUUCAUUGGAAAGGGUGUGAAAGGCUGUUUGCUCUCGGGAUAGGCUAUAGUGCGGGACCUGCAUGCCCAAUGUAUACUCUCCAAUUUAGCUAACAAACAAUAUUUAACAUUGAAGUAUAGAAUGUAUUUCAAAGAUAGGAAAAACUGCAACCUACCUACUCUACUUGAUGAUGAUAAUUGGUCUGUAUUUAACCAUUCUUCCCAUAUUAUAACCUGAAACACUAGGUUAGUUAAGUCUCGCAAAUCAAAAUUUGUCCUCUGUUUAUUUCUCGUUUCAAUGGAAAAGAGAGGCUUUCAGUAACAAAAACAACAAGUCUAAUAAGGACUGAGUUCGAAACAACUUUCGAAACUACAGUGAUAUAGUUUAUCUAUGAGAUUAACACUACUCGAACGUAAUCGUAACAUUAAGCAAUAAUUGUAGAUGCUCAUUUUUCUACACAAAAAAAUAGGAAACUAGCUUCUACGCAUGAUCCCAUUUAUUCAAAAAACACAAAAAAAAACAUCUCUCUUUGCUAUUCGUUUUAAUUCAUUGUUUUUUGAACUAUUCUUUAGCAAACCAAAAUUGUUGCUUCGGAAGUGAAAAAAAAAGAUCCAACAUUAAUGCUGUGUAUUAACAACUGUCUAGUCUGCAAAAAGCAAAUCAACAACUCUUUGGAACGCAAUUCGCGCUAAUUUGAAAAAAAGAUUUCACCAUUUUUAUUUUCCUCUCGAAAGUGGGAACCUAAAUUGGCAACAUCACAUAUGCUAGCUUUAAAUUCUACUGUUGAAUUUGUUUUUUGACUAUUUUUGUUUAAAUUGUUUAGUUUUUUUAAUGAUUCUAUUUAUUUCAUCUCCUCCCAUAUUUACCUACUAUUACUAUUAUGAUUAUUAUUAAUAUAUUAAAACGAAACUUAUGAAUGUUAUUUAAUUUUGUUCGCUAAUUUAUAUGAGUAUUUAUAACGUCCAAACAAGAAAAGUAUCAUACGUUUGUUUCCUAGGUUUCUCUUCGCAGAAAACGCGCUAGAACUGAUUAAACCAAAACUGACCCUAACAACAAACAAUCCAGUUUGGGGAAGAGGAUUGCUCUUUUUCCCGGUUAGCUGCUGUACUGAAUCGAUGGUUGCUGUAACUGAAAACAAAGCCUUUCAUGAUUUUUUGUCUUUUUUUCCAAUCCCUUUAACACGUGGUAGUUUCGUGAGGAAGGUAACAAAGAAAAAAAAAUCAAUAUACCUACAUAUAUGUUAAUACCCUACAAAAAGUCAUAGGAUUUUCAUUUUUCAACGCAAAACAGUAAUAUAUAACAUUUAUUCAACCAGUCCCCCUAUUUAUAUUUGUACCCUCACAAAAAAAUACAGUUAGAAACCUCUAGAGAAAAAUUAAGAAAAUGAGCUUAACCAAGUGUACUUCUGUUCGCGGUGGAACACGUUUAGGAUGCGAGAGGGUUUACUAAUAAAG
Molecule: messenger RNA, 4698 nt
Organism: Sabethes cyaneus
Lineage: Eukaryota; Metazoa; Arthropoda; Insecta; Diptera; Culicidae
Gene: mxt
Product: eukaryotic translation initiation factor 4E-binding protein Mextli
Exons: 10
Coding region: 1187-3256 (689 amino acids)
Biological process (GO): regulation of formation of translation initiation ternary complex; positive regulation of translation
Cellular component (GO): cytoplasm; RNA cap binding complex
Molecular function (GO): RNA binding; eukaryotic initiation factor 4E binding; translation initiation factor activity
Source: RefSeq, a predicted model, not a curated record